Gadus morhua (Atlantic cod) is the source of this 2592-nucleotide messenger RNA. It is a transcript of the gene olfcu1, whose product is annotated as olfactory receptor C family, u1. Gene Ontology annotation, cellular component: plasma membrane. The record is from RefSeq and is a predicted model, not a curated record. Lineage: Eukaryota; Metazoa; Chordata; Actinopteri; Gadiformes; Gadidae. Gene Ontology annotation, biological process: G protein-coupled receptor signaling pathway. Gene Ontology annotation, molecular function: G protein-coupled receptor activity. The transcript is spliced from 13 exons. Bases 1 to 2592 code for a protein of 863 amino acids.
AUGGGUCCACAGUCUGAUCUGAGGACAGAGGGAGUAAGAGAUGUUGGAGUAUCGCUCUUGUCUGAAUGUGUGAUUCUGGGAAACAGCCAGCUUCUGGCCCUUCGCUCAGAGGGCGAUGUGAUCAUUGGUGGGUUGUUCCCUGUGCAUUACCUUGUCCCCAACUCCCAGAACACCUACAAUAGCAAACCCCAGAACCUACCUUGCAAUGGUUUUGACGACAGAGCCUUCCGGUGGAUGAUGACAAUGAUCUUUGCAGUGGAGGAAAUUAACCGUAACCCAGCUCUGCUCCCUGGCGUCACACUUGGCUACCACAUCAUGGACAGCUGUGAUCACAUCCACACCAGCCUCAAAGCUCUUUUGUCUUUACUCACUCACAGUACGAAUAGGCAAAACACAUUGGAUUCAGGAACGUGUCUUACUGGAUCUCCAAUCACGGCUGUGAUUGGCCUUGCCUCUUCAUCCCCUACUGGUGCUAUAGCACACAUUCUGGGCCCCUUCAGCAUCCCUCUGGUUAGUUAUUUUGCCACCUGUGUCUGUCUCACAGACAAACACACCUACCCAUCUUUCUUGCGCACAGUGCCCAGUGAUCUGUUUCAGGUCAGGGGUCUGGUUGAGCUUGUUAAAUUCUUUGGAUGGAACUGGGUGGGCACUGUAGGGACCCCGGAUGACUACAGUCGUUAUGGAAUCCAAGCGUUCUCUCAUCAGUUUAGACAACUGGGAGGCUGCCUUGCAUACCAUCUUACUAUCCCACAAUCCCCCACCUUUGUUGAGAUUGGAGCCAUGGCCGACACCCUCCAGAGCUCAAAGGCUAAAGUGGUGGUGGCCUUCGCUACAGAGGGGCAACUUCUGGAGCUGUUCUCAGAGCUUGUGGCCAGGAAUGUGACUGGAAUCCAAUGGGUAGCCAGUGAAGCCUGGGUUACCGCUAACAUGCUAACUGCCCCCCAGUUUCACCUCCUCCUGCAAGGCACAUUGGGCUUCUCCUUCCCAGGAGUUUACAUACCUGGUCUGAGAGAGUUUUUGUUGAAGGUGCGGCCUAAGGCAGAGCCUGGUUUUGAGUUUCACAACAUGCUAUGGGAGGAAGUGUUCGACUGUAGGUUGGAGUUCACGGCAGAUCCUUCCAAUAUAACUGAGAGGCCUGUGUGCACAGGCUCAGAGGAUCUCAGCAAUGUGCACAACAGUUACACAGAGCUGUCCAAAGUCAGAAUAUCCUAUAACGUUUACAAGGCUGUGUAUGCCAUCGCCCAUGCACUGCAUGAUUUACUGGAAUGUGGUUCUGUUGGAGCCACCACCGCUGAAGCUGGGUGUAAGAAAAAUGCAUCAAAACCAAUAGAGCUAUUGGGCUACCUGAAGAUGGUUAAUUUCACCAACCAGUUUGGUGAAAAAGUACAUUUUGAUGACAAUGGAGAGCCUGUGCCCCUAUAUGACAUUAUCAACUGGCAAAAGGACAGCAAGGGAAAGAUUAGAUUUGUAAAGGUGGGAAGCUAUGAUGGUUCGGUUCCAAUGGAUCAGCAGCUGCAGCUGAAUCAGAGUAAAAUUGUAUGGACAGGAGGCCUAUCACAGGUUCCCGUGUCUCUUUGCAGUGAUCCCUGCCCGCCUGGAAGCAGGCAGGCUAGACGCCCAGGAGAACCUCAGUGUUGCUUUGACUGCUUACCAUGUGCAGAAGGAGAGAUAAGCAACCAAACUGAUUCUACAGAGUGUACAAAAUGUCCAGAGUACUACUGGUCUGACAAGAGGAAGGUGGAGUGUGUGGCCGGAGUGGACGACUUCCUGUCCGUGUACGACACCAUGGGCAUCAUCCUGAUCACGCUCACCCUGCUGGGGGUCGUCAUGACAACCGUCAUCACUACUGUCUUCCAUCACUUCCGCACCACGCCCAUCGUCAGGGCAAACAACUCUGAGAUCAGCUUCCUGUUGCUGGUGUCACUAAAGCUGUGUUUCCUCUGCUCCCUGGCCUUCAUCGGCAAGCCGUCCACAUGGACGUGUAGACUGCGCCAGGCCGCUUUCGGUGUCAGUUUUGUUUUAUGUCUCUCCUGUCUGUUGGUCAAGACUAUUGUGGUUCUGCUGGCCUUCCGGUCCACUGGGCCAGGUUCUGGAGCUAUGAAGCUCUUUGGCCCCGCCCAACAAAGGACUCUCAUCUUGUGCACUACUGCACCUCAGGUUUGUCUCUGUGCUGGUUGGCUCUCAGCAGCACCCCCAUUCCCAUUCAGGAAUCCAAUGUACCAAGCCUCAACUGGGAAGAUCGUGGUGGAGUGCAGGGAGCUGUGGCCUGCUGGGUUCUACCUGGUGCUGGGCUACAUCGGCCUGCUGGCGUCCCUCUGCCUGCUCCUCGCCUACCUUGGCCGCAAGCUGCCCGACACCUUCAACGAGGCCAAACUCAUCACCUUCAGCAUGAUCAUCUUCUGUGCUGUGUGGCUCUCGUUCAUCCCGGCUCACGUCAGCUCCCCAGGGAAAUUCACCGUGGCCGUGGAGAUAUUUGCCAUCUUGGCCUCCAGUUUUGGGUUGUUGUUAUGUAUAUUUGUGCCUAAAUGUUUUAUUAUUUUAGCGCAACCUGAGAAGAAUAUCAAGAAGCGAAUGAUUAAAUCUCCCAGAUAA